Molecule: messenger RNA, 2785 nt
Organism: Lepisosteus oculatus (spotted gar)
Lineage: Eukaryota; Metazoa; Chordata; Actinopteri; Semionotiformes; Lepisosteidae
Gene: socs4
Product: suppressor of cytokine signaling 4
Biological process (GO): intracellular signal transduction; phosphatidylinositol phosphate biosynthetic process
Cellular component (GO): phosphatidylinositol 3-kinase complex
Molecular function (GO): 1-phosphatidylinositol-3-kinase regulator activity
Source: RefSeq, a predicted model, not a curated record
GAGAGAACAAGCGAGCCUGCGCCUGCGAGUCAGUCUGUCCUGCAUGUUUGCUCAAUCUGGGGCGCUAGGCGCUAUUGGUCUUCUGUCGAAUAUAAACGGGCUGAGAACUUUUCUUUUUUUUUAAACUAUAGUAUAUAGAAGACUGAAGAAGCAAAUCCUAUUGGGAUUAUAUGAAUGUGGAAAAUUACUGCACUGUUUCAGACUGGGAAAUCUAACCAGAACUGCUGACCUACAGUACUAACACGAGCUUCAUUUAACUGUCACAACUAGUUACUGCAGGGCGGAGAUGUCCGAAAAGAAGGCCUGGAGUGCCGACGCACGGCCCAAGUGUAACCGCAGCAGGAGCGCGGACAGCUACGCCUGGAGCAGCAAGAAACGUUCGCGAGGAGCCCGCAACGAGCCCGCCCCGGGCGCCGCGGAGGGGGAGGAGCCGGGGCACGUGGGCCGCUCGGCUUCCUGCCCCCGCAGGCACAGGGAGACGAGGUGCAGCUGCUCCCCGGCCGGCGACGGCGACUGCGAGCGGCCCUCCUGUCGCAAAGCCCUGUCCAGGCGUUCCCUCAGGCAGAAGUUCCAGGAUGCGGUGGGCCAGUGUUUCCCCAUCCGCUCUCAUCACCACCACCACCACCACCACCCGGCUGGCACCUCCCGGGUGCUCUCCGUGCAGCUCUGGUCCAAGCGCAAGAUCCACGUGUCGGAGCUCAUGCAGGACAAGUGCCCCUUUUCCCCCAAGUCGGAGCUGGCCCACUGCUGGCACCUGAUCAAGAAGCAAGGCAGCCUGAAGGGUGUGGAGGCUGAGCAGAAAGACGGGCUGGGCUCGGCGUCCCCUCCGGCUCUCAUUUCCUGGGAGGAGAUCCGUCUGCCGAGGUCGCAGGGAGGAGGGGAGGGAAGCCUUGAAGAAUGGGAUCUGAGCCUGAGGCCUGAGGCAGGCCCGGACUCCCCCCCGCCGGGCUCCAUGCACUGCCUGGUGCCCGACCUCCUCCAGAUUAACAACAGCCCGUGCUACUGGGGAGUUCUGGACCGCUACGAGGCGGAGGAGCUCCUGGAGGGGCAGCCGGAGGGGACCUUCCUGCUGAGGGACUCGGCCCAGGAGGAGUUCCUCUUCUCCGUCAGCUUCCGCCGCUACAGCCGCUCCCUCCACGCCCGCAUCGAGCAGAGCGGCAAGCGCUUCAGCUUCGACGGCCGGGACCCCUGCGUGUACCGGGACCCCAGCGUCACGGGGCUGCUCCGGCACUACAGCGACCCGGCCACCUGCCUCUUCUUUGAGCCCCUGCUCUCCCGGCCCCUGCCCCGCAACUUCCCCUUCCCUCUGCAGCACCUGUGCAGGGCCGUCAUCUGCAGCUGCACCACCUACCAGGGCAUCGACGGCCUGCCCUUGCCCACCUCCCUGCAGGACUACCUGCGACAGUACCACUAUAAAUGCAGCGGGGCCUCUGCAGUAUGACAGACCCAGAGCCGCUGGCGUUAUCCCAGCAGUUCGCGUGUCAACGCUGGCCGUUUUCACUGGACAGGGACCCUUUGACGAGAAACGGCAUCGGCAGAGAUGGGAUUGGAGACAGUAGCAGAAAGCAGACCCUUACACUACAGCUCAGGGUGCCAGUUACAGGGGUACAUGUCAAGCCACUCUGUUGGACAUUUUUGUUUUUGGACGCAUGGUAGCAGUUAUUUCCUGCUCUGAUAGGAAGAUUACAGCUCGACACGGGAUUUUGCUUUUCCUGGACAGUUUUACACUCACCCACUGGUUACUGGCUGCUCUGGGAACCUGGCCCAUCUGCCCAAAUUGGAAAUUGGACAACUGCACUAUCCUCAAGAUUCCUCCUACAGGUAUAGACUGACGGCAGGACAGACUCCGAACUGAAUUGACUGACACGAUAAACUGUGAACAUGAAUUGCUCAUUCACAAGUUUAUGUUAGGUUGGCUGUUAUGUUGCCUUUCAAGGUGUUAUUGCGAUUAGAGCCAGCAGAUGUCACUUUAUCGAAUUGAAAUGUUAAAAAAAGACUUGUACAGUGUUGAUGGGUUGGAUAAAAGCCAUAAUAUAUUAAUUGUUCUUUUUAUUUAACUUAUUUAUUACAUUAUUUUAUUUUUGUCAGUUUCAGUCUUGGUCACACAAGCCCUGGCUUGAUUAAAUAUCUAUAAAAAUAUCUGUUCCUCUUUUUUAACAGAUAUUAAAACCUCUGAUAACACAUUUGUUCCGAACCGUCUGUUAGCUCUGCGGCAUUAUUGAUUCAAUGCAUAAAAACACUAAAAUACUUUUAAUAAAAAUGCAUAUUUACAUCAUAACAUUGUUCAGGUACUUCAGGUUUUAGACACUUGAUUACUGCUGCAGUGCAAAUUCAGAAUUCCCAGAUAAUACUAAUUAAAAAUGAAAAUUAAAUUCAUAAAUAGAAGUAACUGUCAAUAGCUAGGGCUUAAUACAUUAUCCUUGUCUCCUAAUAAGGAGCUUAUGUUUAGAUAUAUUUUAUUCCUUAUAGACAGCUUUCCUCCUAUUCUGGUCUUCAUAAACCCAAAGGCAAGUUAAUGGUAUAGAAAGGUUUUCAGCCUUAAAAGGGAAAAGGCUUAUUAUAGAGGGCAGCUUUCUAUUUCUGUAAAAUGAACCUGACAGAUAGUAAAUGCAUAGCAAAAAGAAUUGAUUUUUUGGCCUCAGUUCAUAAAUGUUUAAUGACUUAAGGUAAAAUAAGCAAUUCUGUAUAUACCCUUGUGAACUGAUUUUAUACUUGCCCAAUUGUUUGGUUUUCCAAAUAAAUGUUUGUAAAUAUCUUUUUAAGUAAUAAAAAAAGGGUUUCAGAA